Molecule: messenger RNA, 4758 nt
Organism: Sphaerodactylus townsendi
Lineage: Eukaryota; Metazoa; Chordata; Lepidosauria; Squamata; Sphaerodactylidae
Gene: TATDN2
Product: TatD DNase domain containing 2
Exons: 9
Coding region: 366-3560 (1064 amino acids)
Molecular function (GO): hydrolase activity, acting on ester bonds
Source: RefSeq, a predicted model, not a curated record
GGCCGCGAGCUCUGUAGAGGGAAAAGGACGGCGAUCGCGCGCCGCCGCGCGCCACUGUCCAAGGCGCUGCCUCCUUCUCCAGUCCCUGUUUCUCUUCCGCGCCCAAAGCACGCUGGGAACUUCGCCUUUUCCUUUCUGCAAUUCUUGCAAUCUGGACGGGGAGUGCUCAAGUGUCAGGUUUCAGGCAGGCUGUAAUGGUUGGAAUGUUGGAGUAGGAUUUGGGAGACCCAGGUUUGAAUUCCCACCGCUGCCAUGGAAGCUUGCUGGGUGACCUUGGACCACCCGCAUACUCUUAACCUAACCUACCUUACAGGGUUGUUAUAAGGAUAAAAUGGAGAAGAAGAAAACAAUAUAAUCCAGCAUCAAUGCAGCAAAACAAGAAGCGCAGAAUAGAAUGGGACAGCUCAUCUGUUAUCGCACCCACUAAGUAUUUCAAACUCACCACAGAAGAACCAUCUCAUCCUUCCUCUGACAGCAGCUUGGCCAGCAAGACAACUGUAUUCAAAAAGACUCAGGUCUUGCGCUCUCCAGGAUCUUCUUAUAAAGAAUUCUCAAGAACUUCAUUUGCAGUGGAAGAUUCUUCCUCUGAUGACUUUGAAACAGAUGAUGAAAUGGACAGUGUGGUUAAGGAGAACCGGAGCUGUUCCUUUUCCAGAGUGCAUUUUGUGAAACGUUCUCCUUGUGAAAUGUCCAAGAAAAAUGUGGUUUCCUUUCAGGAAUCCUUGAAACAUGAGGUUAAACAAAAUGCUUGCAGUGAUGAAGACGAAAACAGUGCUCACAACACUAAAAGCAAAGAUGUACCAAAGGAUGAGAGGGCCAAAUAUGUCCGGAAGAGAGUGGUAAAUCGGGGAGGUCUACACAUUUUCCAUAAAGCUCUGCAAGGUAUAUUAACAAACCCACUACCACUCAACCGAGGUGCAGCUUCUCCAAAUGGAAUUAACAGACUUCGUCAAAGAAAAGAAGCUUUUGGACCAGGGGACAACUUGGGACAUCACUCUACAUGUGGAGAAGAUCCCAGCUGUAGAAGACCUACACAAAACGAACAAAAUGACCCCAGUUGUAAGACACCUACACAAAAAGAACAAAUUAAUAUCUGUAUCCAGCAGGAUAAAAUGGACUCUAGUGGAUCAGAUGGUAGCUCAAGACAUGUGUCUGUAUUUUCAAGAUCAGAAAGAGAAACAGAAUUUAAACUGGAAUCCAAUUUUCAGAAAGCUAGAGUAAAAGAAGAAAAUGACAGUUCUAACUUCACUGGAAAAGACAAUGCCAGACCACGAUGCAAUUCAAGGCAUACCCUUGGAACCCUGAAACUUGAACCAAAACUUACAGAAGAACUAAAAAGUCAGAAUACUGCAGCACAAGAGGACAUCAAUACCUCUGCUGGACAAAAUAAAAAAAGACUUAAUAGAUUGAGCAGCAGUUCUAACUUUUUAAGGCUUGAAGAAGAGCAAAAGCAUAAACAAGUAUCAAACAAGCAGCAAAUCAAUGGAGAAACUGAUUGCACCAGGCUGAGUAAAAAAGAAUCUGGUAGACCUGAAGGUAGCUCAAGACAUGUGCUUGUAUUUUCAAGAUCAGAAAGAGAAACAGAAUUCAAACUGGAAUCCAGUUUCCAGAAAGCUAAAGAAGAAAAUGACAGUUCUAACUGCACUGGGAAAGAUGAUGCCGGACCAGGAUACAAUUCAAGGCACACCCUUGGAACCCUGAAACCUGAAGAUGAACCAAAACUUACAGAAGAACUAAAAAGUCAGAACACUGCAUCAAAAGAGGACAGCAGUACCUCUGUUGGACAAAAUAAAAAACUUAAUAGAUUCAGCAGCAGUUCUAACUUUUCAAGGCUUGAAGGAGAGCAAAAGCAUAAACAAGCAUCCAACCAGCAGCAAAGUAAAAUUGAUAGAGAAACUGACCGCACCAGGCUGAGUAAAAAAGAAUCUGGUAGACCUGAAAACAACUCAAGGCGGGUCUCUGAAGGUUCAAGACAUGAAGACAAAGAAGUGUUCAAGCCUGAGAGCAGUAGUCGGAAAACGACUGCUAAAGAAUCUGUUUGCACAAAGCAUAAAAAUGUGACAAAAGAACAGUGUGUUUCUCCCAGUUCACUUGCUAUACACAGUAAAACUAAAAGUCCAUUUGAGAAUUUCCAGAGGACAAUUUUCGUUGAACCUUCUUCAAAACUUGUAUGUAUGGAUGAACAUGCUUCUGAAGUAGACCUAAAGUGCUCAAAGCAAGAAAAAGAGCCUUCAGAUGGAAGUGACUGGUCUGAUGUGGACAAUGCGCAACCAUUGGCUACCUUCUCUCAAGAGGAUUCCAUCCAGAAUAAUAGUACUUCUGACACAAAAGUCACUUCAGCAUUGGCAACAGAGUUCAUAAUGUAUCCUCCUCACCUGUACAGUCAUAAGAUGAGUGACUGUGUGAAAUAUUGGACAGCAACCCCCAAGCCAGAACAUUGCAGUCCUUAUACUAGUCCCUGUGAAGAUACGUCAUUUAACAGCUCAUAUUCUAGCCACCUCUGUGACAUUUCUUUAGAUACCUCAAUUUCUAUUUCAUCAGAGACCUCAAAGGAUAAAGAUUCUUUGCUGGAAGACGUGUGUGGCAGGCGACGUUCACUCGAUUCUUCACUGGCUAAUGAGAAACCUAGACGGCGAAGUGUGGAAGUGGGAUCAUGCAUUCCUAUUUUCUCCCCACUAACUAAAGCUGGCUCAUUUGCUACAAACCGUGAAAGCCACUAUUUGCCUGAUGACUUUCCCAGACAUUUAGAAGAAGGGUUUAUUGACACUCACUGCCACCUGGACAUGUUGUAUUCAAAAAUGGCUUUCAGGGGCACCUUUUCUAAAUUUAGAAGCACUUAUGAAAACACCUUUCCUGAAGAAUUUGAAGGCUGCAUAGCUGACUUUUGUGAUCCUCGUACCUUGAGUAACUACUUAUGGGAAGAUUUAUUAAAAGAAGACAUGGUUUGGGGGGCCUUUGGCUGUCAUCCACACUUUGCACGCUAUUACUCAGAUCUUCAUGAAAGAAACCUUUUGCAGGCAAUGAGGCACCCCAAAGCUGUUGCCUUUGGAGAAAUGGGACUGGAUUACUCUUACAAAUGUAACACCAAAGUCCCAAUACAACACCAGGUAUUUGAAAGGCAGCUGAAUUUAGCUGUUUCCUUAAGGAAGCCACUGGUAAUUCAUUGCAGAGAUGCUGAUGACGAUCUGCUACACAUCAUGAAAAAAUGUGUACCAAGAGACUACAAAAUACACAGGCAUUGCUUUACUGGUAGAUACGAUGUUAUUGAACCAUUGCUGGAUUACUUUCCAAACCUGACCGUUGGAUUCACUGCAUUGCUGACCUAUCCAUCGGCAUAUGAGGCUAGAGAAACUGUUACAAAAAUAGACAAAAGCAGAAUAGUAGUAGAAACAGAUGCGCCUUAUUUCCUUCCCAGGCAGGUUCCAAAAAGUUUGUGUCAGUAUUCACACCCAGGAGUUGCCCUGCACACAGUGAGAGAACUUGCCCGCCUAAAGGAUGUGUCGUUGUCCAACAUGUUGGCUACUCUAAAGCAAAACACCAAAAAAAUAUAUGACUUAUAGGAAAGUGUAAGAAAGCAUGUAAAAGAGCUUCUGAAUGAAUGUCAUAGGUCUCUUUAAGUGAUUAUUUUGUAAUGCAAAGAGAUCUUUAGGGUUCAUAGUGCUGUUGAUAAGUCUGGACCUGCUGAGAUGUCUGAAAGGAGCAAGGGAUCAGGUGCUGAGAAGAAAAAAGUCACACCUUGAUCUUGCUUGUUAUGUUAAGGUGCCUUAUUGUUGGUUUUAGUCGGAAGUGACUUUCCUUUUAAUUUAUUCAUCCUUGGAGGCAACAGAGAACACAACAUUGGCUUUUUAAUUUUUGUUUCAAUUUAUAUUUGUAUGGUCAUGUUCCAGGGCUGUAACAGAACAUUUUAUGAAGUCAGGCUCCAUCACAUAGGACAGACCCAAGUAUGGCUGGGUAGUCUGAGCCUCUUCACAAAAAAAAAGUGUGCUUUUAAAUCAUAAAGGCCGUAUUGGAAUCUUGGUACAGACCACCAGGUCAUUGCCAUAGAGUGCCUCCUUUAUGUUCAUCACCAGUAAAACACUUCCACAUGCUAGUGUGUAUACAGCAGUAUGCUCAAAAGGAGCAACAAAGUGCAUUUCCUGUGUAUGACAGCUGGAAUUAUUUCCAUAUGUGUAAACACAGUGGCUCUUCUCAAACACUGAAAAGUGUGGUGAAAAUUAGUUUUAAAAAGAACUGAGAUUCUGAAUACUGUUUAAGGAGUUAAUGAUGGAAGACAUUGUGAUGGGGGAAACCAGAUGCAUGGAAAAUGUUCCCAAUUUUCACGUAAAACCAUGGCUAAAAUUUUAUUUUCUUUUUAUUGGGCCUCUUUUAACCUCUUCAAUGGACUUGGUAAGGGGAAUUAUUCCAUUUUUAUACAAUUGCUUUUAAAUAUUAUUUGGAUUUAAAGCAUUUAUUUGUAAAGGUAUUUUUAUAUAAGUAUUGGUACAAUUUGAUUAUAUAAUAGUCUCCUGUCAGUGAAGAAACUAAUUAAAAUCUUGUAGUCAUUAACAUAGAAAACAAGUGGCGUUCUCAGUCGUUUUGGUGCCUUUAACCCAGGAAUGCCACAUCGUAUGCAAAAGUUCUUCCUAUAAGUAUUUUCAUCCCCAUUGUUAAAAGUAUUUUCCAAUGUCUGUGAAAAUGGGAAUAGCAUUUCAAAUAACUGUUUUCUUUGGGUGUGUACAGGAAUGACAAUAAAACCAUGCUCCGUAUGUUUAGACCUAA